Corvus hawaiiensis (hawaiian crow) is the source of this 4734-nucleotide messenger RNA. It is a transcript of the gene ARHGAP20, whose product is annotated as Rho GTPase activating protein 20. Gene Ontology annotation, molecular function: GTPase activator activity. The coding region runs from base 75 to 2876 and encodes 933 amino acids. NCBI's taxonomy places the organism in Eukaryota, Metazoa, Chordata, Aves, Passeriformes, Corvidae. Gene Ontology annotation, biological process: regulation of Rho protein signal transduction; signal transduction. The record is from RefSeq and is a predicted model, not a curated record. The transcript is spliced from 15 exons.
GCGGCGCGCCCUGUCCAUGGUGCGGGCGGCGGCGCGGGUGUCCCCGCGGCGGGAGCGCGGCGGCGCGGGGCUGUAUGGACGUGAUGUCCCCGCAACAGGAGCACCUCGGCCCGGGCCGCUCGUCCUCGGUGAGCGGCGAGAGCAGGGGCUUCGCCGCCGCCGACAGCAAGAAGAAAAUGAAGAGUUUGGCCCAAAGACGCCAGUCUGCACCAUCUUUGAUCUUUGUCAAAGCACUCAGCAGAUCUAGAUCGGCCUCAAGGGAAGGCUGCUUGUCCCCCAUCAGCCCAGAGGCAUGGCCCCUUGUGCAGUCUUUCAUAUGCCACAACCGAACGUUCAUCCUGGACGGCCACGUGCAGCUGAAGACGAGUCUGCAAACCCAGGAGCGACACCUUUUCCUCUUCACAGACCUUCUGGUUGUUGCCAAGUCCAAGUCACACUCUCAUUUCAAACUUAAGUGCCAAGCACGUCUCUGUGAGAUGUGGACAGCAUUUUGUACAGAAGAAGUCUGUGAAGGCAGCACAGACCCAGACCGGUCCUUUGUUUUGGGCUGGCCCACUACAAACUGUGUGGCAAAUUUCAGGUCUGCAGAACAAAAGGAAACAUGGCUGUCUUUUUUGCAAAGUCGAAUAAGAGAAGAGAAGGAAAAAGACCAUCCUAAAAGCAUUCCUCUGACGAUAAUUGCAAAGGAUGUGGGAACUUGUGCAUAUUCAAAAACCCUAAAUGUAACCAAUGCUGAUACAGCAAAUGAUGUAAUUCUGAUGGCCCUGCAGCAGCUGGGAAUUAAUGGCUCUGAAAAAGACUACAAGCUAUGGGUGAUUUCAGGAAGAGAACAUGCUCCUUACCCUCUUAUUGGACAUGAAUAUCCCUUUGGAAUUAAAAUGAGCCACAUUCGUGACGCUAUGCCCCACGGAUCAAAGCACUGUGCCUGCCCCAGGCAGCUUCAGGGCCCUUUCUUGACGGAGCAGCUGCCCCAGGAGCUGCAGUGCCAGUUUGUGCUGAAGCCCAGCCAGGUGGCCGCGUGCCAGCAGCUGAACGACUUAAGCCAAAAGUCAUUUAAAAGGAAAAGAUCUAUCAUAAAUUGGGCUUUUUGGCGUGGCCCAGGCACUCAUUUGGACAAUGCACCCCUCUCCUCAACAUCUGCUGCUCCUGGGAAGCUCUUUGGCCUCUUACUAACAACCAUCUGUGAGGAUGACAACCUGCCCAAACCCCUCUUGGACAUGCUUUCCCUCCUUUACCAAGAGGGGCCUUCCACCAAGGGUAUUUUCAGACGCUCUGGAAGUGCAAAAACCUUCAAAGAGCUAAAGGAGAAGCUUGAUUCAGGUGCUGAAGUGGACCUGGCCUGUGAAUCCAUAUUUGUGACAGCAUCUUUGUUUAAGGAUUUUCUUCGCAACAUUCCAGGCAGUAUUUUAUCAUCCCAGCUGUGUGAUAAGUGGGUCUCUGUGCUGGAUCAAGGAAAUAAUGAAGAGAAGAUAAAGAGCAUCCAAAGGUUAAUAGAGCAUCUCCCCAGAGCUAAUGUUUUUCUCUUACGUUACAUCUUUGGAGUACUGCAUGGAAUAGAAAUGCGAUCUGAAGAGAACCAGAUGAAUGCCUUUAAUCUGGCUGUGUGCAUUGCACCUAGUCUGCUCUGGCCUCCUGUAUCCUCCACUCCUGAUAUAGAAAGUGAAUUUAUUAAAAAGAUUUCUAGUCUGGUACAGUUCCUCAUUGAGAAUUGCUGCAGGAUUUUUGGAGAUGAAAUUACCUCCCUCUUUGGAGAAAUACUGAUGACAUGCAAGAGAGAGAACAGCUCAGAUGUUGCUUCUCUCCAUCAGAAUGACUCUUCCUAUGACAGCCUGGAAAAUGAGGCGAAUGAUGAAGCUGACUCUUCCUCCAGUGACUGGAUUAAAACCCGUGAUCAGGAUAACAGGAGCAGGGAGUCUGUCUUCACUCUGAGCGAUGGCGAUUCGGAGCAGACAGAGGUGGAUGAAGUCCAAAGCCGAACCAAACUGAAGCAGUUGGCAAUUUCUGCUGACAUGCAUCUGAAGUUUUCCUCGCAAGAAAACUCCAACGAGUCUCACUACUCCAGUGGUUUCCCCUCAGCAGCUACCUCGGAUGCUCCCAAGACUGUGAGGAGGCACCGGCGCUCCUCCGAGCCUGCAGUUGGCCUCCAGACCUGCAGUUCCGCGCGCACCGAUGCCGGGCUUGAGAAGGCAGCGCGCAAAGCCAGCUGUGACUUUGUCCUUUCUCACGAAGACGAAGAGUGUCUCUGCCAACGCCGCUCAUUGCAGGUGGAAAGGCAAAAGCUCAGCAAUCAGAGCUUGGUUGUAGGGAUUAAUGUUGGUAAAAGUGACAACACAAACCAAAAUGUUGAAAGGAAAGACCUGUCCCAUUGUCUUCUGCCUCCAACGCCUGAAGGAUUAAAUCUUUGCUCAGGAUUUAGCUCUUUCAGUCAGUCUUCUUCUGGGACAUCUCCAUCUGUGUCAUCAAUUUGCUCCCUGGACAGUGCUUUCUCCCAGUUUUCAGACCAGGCUCUGUUUACCCUAAGUGAAACCUCCUGCCCUUUCGAUAGCACUUUUCAGUUGCUAAAGAAACACGAAGACGCUGCUGCUCCUGUGGCUGAUGACUGUUUGCUUACAGCCACCAAGGUGCCACCAUCUCCACAACCUACUGACACUGGGGCUGAGGGGGGCUUGGUGGGGGCCAGCACCAGGUCAGCACCCCUGAAACCUACUGAUGGAGUCGAUGGCAGUUUCAUUAAGCCUGACCUUCAGCCAUUGCCUCUGAAAGUCACUGGAAGAGACAGACUUCAUGAUCAAAGAGGAGGUCUAGAAAAGCAUUACAGCAAUCCAAAGUUUGAAGAGACCGACCAAAGCUUUUUGCAGAGGAAUCUUAAUGCUUAAAAUAAACACCAUAAAGAAAAUGCCUUUGGUGUUGAUGUGUGUUCAUUUUAAGUUUAACAUCCAGGUUGUUCAAAUUUAAUUGAGCAGUCCCUGGACUCACAGGUUUUCUUUCUUUUAGGAAACCGUCUGAGUAAUGUUCCAAUAUAAAGCUUUGCAAGAAUAUUGUAAGAAUAAUAAAAAUUGCUGAAAAGCAAGCAAAUAGAAAUCUCCUGAAAAUUUGGAAGGGACCAGGAGGUAGCUAAGGCCAGUGUCCUGUUCCCUGACCCUGCCAGGGCAGCGGGCUGCCUGCUGGGCCUCUCUCCUUGACCACUCGAGUGUUGAGCCUUGCAGAUGUGAGUCCCAGUCCUUUGUGCUUUUGAUGUAGCGUGCAAAGUCAGAAUAGCUUCCAUAACUGUGGUAUUAUACUACUGUUCUGAACUGAUAAAUAUUACCUUCAUUGUCCUCCAGGGAGUGUGUUGUUUUCUGUAUGUUUAUACAGUAUGUUCGAUAGGUGUAGUUAUUUCUUUCACACUGCAAAAGAAAGCAAAAGUAAGCCCGAAAAUAUGUAAAGGGAAAUGCUGAAUCUUGUAACUAACACCUUGCAACUCUGUGUUUCAUUUAUUGUGCUUUGUUGGCUGUUCUGUUCAUGUUUAAGUUGUGAAUAGUUUCUUAACAUUGCUGUAAAUGGCAUUAUGUAUUAUUGCAAGCAGAACACAAGAAAUUUUAUUAUGCAACAUCUAAAACAUAGAAUCACAGAAUGGAUUGGGUUGGAAAGGACCUUAAAGAUCAUCCAUUUCCAACCCCCCUACCAGGGCAGGGAUACUAGACCAGGUUGCUCAGAGCCCCAUUCAACCUGGCCUUGAAUGAUUCCAGGGGUGGGGCAUCCGUAACUUCUUGGGGCAACCUGUUUUAGUGCUUUACCACUCUGUGAGUAAAAAAUUUCUUCCUAAUCUCUAAUCUAAUCUGCUCUCAGUUUAAAAACUUGCCCCUUGUCCUGCCGCUACCUGCCCAUAUAAAAAGUCAUCUCCCUUCUUUUUAUAAGCCCCCUUAAGGUACUGGAAGGCCAAAGUGAGGUCCUCCUGAAGCCUCUUCUUCUCCAGGCUUAACAAUCCCAACUCUCUCAGCAUUCCCUCACAGAAGAGUUUUUCCAUUCCUCUAAUGUUCUUUAUGGUCCUUCUCUGGAUUCGCUCCAACAGCUCCAUGUCCUCCCUGUGCUGGGACCCCAGAGCUGGAUGCAGCCCUGCAGGUGGGGUCUCACCAGAGCAGAGCAGAGGGGCAGAAUCCCCUCCCUGGCCCUGCUGCCCCACGCUGCUUUGGAUGCAGCCCAGGACACCUCUGGCUUUCUGGGCUGUGAGGGCACAUGGCUGGGUCAUGUCCAGCCUCUCCCCCAGCAGUACUACAAGUCCUUCUGCACAUGGCUGCUCUCAAAGAGUUCUUCUCCCAGUCUGUACCUGUAUCUGGGAUUGUCCUGGCCCAGGGCAAGGUGCAGCACCUUGCACUUAGACCUGUUGAACCUCCUGAGGUUCUCAUGGGCCCACUUCUCGAGUUUGUCCAGGUCCCUGUGGGUGGCAUCCCGUCAUUCUGUUGUGUCAACUGCACCUCUCAGCAACCUGUCACCUACAAACCUGCUGAGGGUGCGCCCGGUUUCGCUGUCUGUGUCAUACAUCAUAUAAUAUAUUAGAGUAAUGCAUUAUCUAAAUGCUUUGUAUAAUAUAUCCUGCUAAAUUUUGCUAUUAUAUAUGUUCUGAAAAAAAUGUGUAUUUUUGUACUUGCAAAAAACUGCUGCUAAUUUUACAAGUUCUGUUUUGUUGUUACGGCACUGGUAUUGAUGUGUAUGCAUUCAAUGCUAUAUAUUAAAUAUUAUUUGUUAUGUCAUAAA